Messenger RNA from Miniopterus natalensis, 3593 nucleotides. Lineage: Eukaryota; Metazoa; Chordata; Mammalia; Chiroptera; Miniopteridae. The record is from RefSeq and is a predicted model, not a curated record.
GGGCGCCGUGAUCUAGAUGCGCGCGUAGUGGAAGUUUAGGCGGGACUCUGGGAAACCUAGGAAACCUAGAAAUGGACUCAGUGACAUUUGAGGAUGUGGCUGUGAACUUUAGUAUGGAGGAGUGGGCCUUACUGGAUUCUUUACAGAAGAAACUAUAUAAAGAUGUGAUGCAGGAAACCUUCAGGAACCUGGCCUCCCUAGGGGAAAAAUGGGAAGAUCAUGACAUUGAAGAUCAGUACAAAAACCAGGGGAGAAAACGUGGAAGUCAAAUGAUAGAGAGACUUUGGGAAGGAAAAGAGGGUAGUCAAUGUGGAGAAAACUUCAGCCUUAUUCCAAGUCUCAAUCUGAAGAAAUUGCUUCCUGGAGUAAAACCAUGGGAAUACAGUGUGUGGGGGGAAGUCUUCAGGCAUCAUUCAUCCCAUAAGAGGGACAUCAGAUGUCACACUGGAUACAAGCCCUCUGAGUAUCAGAAAUAUGGAGAGAAGCCAUAUAAAUGUAGUCUAUGUGGGAGAGCCUUCACUUAUGUUCAGUUUUUUGAACAACGUGAAAGAAAUCACAAUGGAGAGGAAUCUUAUAAAUGUGAAGAAUGUGGAAAAGCCUUCACGUGGCUCAAAAGCCCUCAAAGACACAUGAUCGCACAUACUGCAGAUGCCCCUUAUAAAUGUAAAGUGUGUGGGAAAACCUUUAGUUCUUCAGCUUCUCUUCAAACAUGUGAGAAAACCCAUUCUGUAGAGAAGCCUUUUCAAUGUAGACUCUGUGGAAAAGCCUUCCGCUAUUAUAAAAGUUUUCAAAGACAUGAAAGGAAUCACCCUGGAGAGAAACCCUAUGGAUGUAAAAAAUGUAGUAAAGCCUUCAGGUAUCCCAGUCAUCUUCAAAUACAUGAAAGAACUCACACUGAAGAGAAACCCUAUGAGUGUAAGGAAUGUGGAAAGGCCUUCAGAUCUUACAGUUCCUUGCAACCACAUGAAAUGACUCACACAGGAGAGAAACCCUAUGAAUGUAAGGAAUGUGGAAAAGCCUUCAGAUAUUACAGUUCCUUACAAAUACAUGAAAGGGCUCACACUGGAGAGAAACCCUAUGAAUGUAAAAAAUGUAGCAAAGCAUUCAGUGCUCCCAGUUGUCUUCGAAAACAUGAAAGAAUUCACAGUGCUGAGAAACCCUAUGAGUGUAAGGAAUGUGGGAAAGCAUUCAGAUUUUACAGUUCCCUACAAACGCAUGAAAGGACACACACAGGAGAGAAACCUUAUGAAUGUAAGCAAUGUGGAAAGGCCUUGAGAUAUUAUAGUUCCUUACAAAUACAUGAAAGGAUACACACAGGAGAGAAACCCUAUGAAUGUAAGGAGUGUGGAAAUGCAUUCAGAUGUAACAGUUUCUUAAAAAUACACAAAAAAUCUCACACUGGAGAGAAACCCUAUGAAUGUGAAAAGUGUAGUAAAGUAUUCAGUACUCCUAGUAAUCUUCGAAUACAUGAAAGAACUCACACUACAGAGAAACCCUAUAAAUGUAAGGAGUGUGGAAAAGCCUUCAGAUAUUAUCGUUCCUUACAAACACAUGAAAGGACUCACACAGGAGAGAAACCCUAUGAAUGUAAACAUUGUGGGAAAGCCUUCAUUUGUCGCACCACCAUUCAAAGACACAUGAAAAUGCAUACUGGAAAUACACCUUAUCAGUGUAAGGAAUGUGGAAAAGCUUUCACUUGUCUUAGUUUGUAUCAAAGACAUGAAAGGACUCACACUGGAGAGAAACCCUAUGAGUGUAAACAAUGUGGAAAAGCCUACAGAGAUCACAGUUCCUUACAAAGACAUGAAAGGACUCACACUGGAGAGAAACCCUAUGAAUGUAAGGAAUGUGGCAAAGCCUUUAUUUGUAACAAAAUUUUUCGAAUACACAUGAUGAGAGUGCACACUACAGAAAAACCAUAUAAAUGUGAAGAAUGUGGGAAAGCCUUCAGUCAUCCCUAUUCCUUUCGAAGACAUGAAAGGACUCACUGGAUAAAACCUCUUGAAUGUAAAUAGUGUGGGAAAGACUUCAGUUGGCCCACAUCCUUACAUGUGAAAACUCCCACCGAAAAGAAAUUAGUAAAUAACAUGAGGAUUGAUGUAAAUUAAUUUAGUUAUAACAUUCUAGAAAACUUUUAAGAAUAGAGAGUUGUUAUUAAAAUAGUAAAUAAAUUAUGUUUAGCAGUUUUUUAAGUGCAUAGUUGGACAUGAGAUUUCUGCUACAGUUGAUCCUUGGAAAACUCAGGAGUGGAGGGAAUCUACUUUCCACACAGUUGAAAAAGUUGUGUGUAACCUAAGCUAGCCCUCUGCAUAAAUGAAUUCCAAGCCAAAGAGUGAAAAUACAACCGACGUUUGAACAGCCCAACUGUGGAGCUGUGCAAGUCCACAUUUUAAAUUCUGCAGAAAAGUGCACCUGUGCAUUUCAAACUCGUGUUGUCUAAGUGUCAGUUACUUUUAGAAAUAAACACUGAGGUGAAAUAAUCCUACAAUUUAUCUUUCAACAGCUACAUAACAUUAAUAGGUAGUAAGUUUUUUAUCAUCGGUUAAUAACAUUGUCUCUACAUUUUGAAGCCUGUCAGAUCCAUGGGUAAAUUCAAGAUUAUUUCUAAUACGCAAUUAGGUUUAAUUUUUAUGAUAUCUGUUUUAUGUUAAGGGGCCAUUGAAAAAUGACAGUUUGGUAUUUGUUGGAUUUUCCUAUGGUUUUUUGACAGUUCCUGGAUAUUUCUAUUCAUAUAUAUAUAUAUUCUCCCUUACAAAACUCCUUUUGUGGGGUGAUGGGUAUUUUUCCAUUUUUCAUUCUAAUAAACAAUUGGAAUAGAAAUUUAAGUAUGUUAAGUUUAUGAAAGAUUUUAGUUUCAUUGGAAUUAUUUUCAUAUUUCAGCCUUUGCUCUUUUUUAUUUCUGACUUGCAUUUGGUGAAUAGAGAGUUGGAAAUAUCAUCCCUGUGGGUAGUAUUAGGAACUAGAUUUUUUAGAAUCUAUACCCAUUGUGGUUCUUUAUUAGACAUUACCAGUAGCCCCAUAGUGUGAGAUUUAUUUGGAAGGCAGAAGCGAAGAAGGCAUUAGUCAGAUUGCAGAGCCACCGUACAGGGUGGGGAGAGGUACAUAGAUACCACCUGCCACCUCAUUUUUGUAUUCUUUGCCCUUCCAGUCAAGAGUAUCCUCAAAACCACCACCAACUGUUUAAUUUCCAUUUUUUAGGUGUAGGUUUUCACUGAUGUCUUCUCAAACUACAUCAGAGAUCCAUCAGAGUUUGGAUUUUUCUGUAAGCUGUCUUCUGUCCACCAGAAACUGAUUCAGACUUUUGUGCUUAUGUCUGAUUCUCCUCUUCUCUAGAUUAUAUCUGCAUAAGGUCUAAAUUGUAUAGGAAACACCAUAUGCUGUUAAUAGUGAUAGUACGUGUUCUUGAUUGAACAUGACAUCUAUAAUGUUGCCACAAAAAAGAACACAGGAGUUUGUUUCUCUGCUGCAUGUGCAGGGGCUGCCUUGACCAGGUCCUUCCAUGUGAGAAUCUGCACUUUCUUCCUGUCAGGAAGACUGGGUGUUCCCAGUUACUUGUAGCUGAGUAUAAUCCCUCAGUGUGUGUGUGUGUGUGU